AUGGUUUCCCAGACCGUUUACUACAAUGGAUCUGAAGCUGACAGUGAUUUGGAAGCUAAUCCCUCUCUUUCUGGCAAAUACAUGGCGGUCUCUGCCGGUGCAUCUGCCAGUUUCUCCAUUAACAAGACUUUCCAUUCGAGCUACCAGUAUUCCAUGUUCGACUUCAGCCAAGUCCUCCUGGAGGUUGGUUUCGAAAACUUCGCCGAAGAAAUCGAUGUCAAUGCGAUUGCAAGGCACGUGAAAAAAUUGGCUGAAUUUAACGCCACGAGGCCAGAUGUCGUGAGGAAGUAUAAGGAUUUCUUUGGCGCCUUCGGAUCCCAUGUUGUUACUGGCGCAACUUACGGGUCACAGUUCCAACUGAAUUUCUGGGCAUCUAAUGAGGACUCUUCCGUAAAUUCCAAUUUCAAGGCCGAUAUCGAGGCCGAAUUCAACGGUCUCACCGCCAGCGGACGGUUCGAUGCGUCCGUCAAGAAAACCGGUCAGUAUAAGGCUUUCGAGAAAUGGAUGCAAAAAACCUGCUCCUGUCAGGGUGGGGACACAAUUAUCGGGACCAAGGUUUAUUCCGAUUCCACCGCUGAAGAUGUCUACCGCAAUUACGAAAGAUGGGUUGAAAUUUCUCAACAGACCCGGGGGGUCAUGGCUUUGCAGACCAGGGGUCUUUGGGAACUCAUGGCGGCCGCGAUGGAUGACGAGCUGAAUAAUCGUGUCGAAGACAUCGAACAAGCCUUCGACUGGAUUGUUGGUAACCCAGCCAUCCACCAAACCAAGUGCACGCUCGUUAUCAACUCGGACUGGGGUGAGAUCGGCUUUUUGAACCCUUCCGCGUUCAUCGUUCAGGAUCCCAACAGCCCACCCCCACCGGACAACACCACCUUCUCAAGUAUAAAGAUUAUCUGGGGUCGAGAACAUUUUCACGACUUCAAGGGUGAAAUCAGAAUCGACUUCCUCAUUCAAAACGACGGUUCUCCUGUAGACAUUGAGCUCUCUCAUGGCGGUGAUGGGUCCACUGGUAGUGGUGCUUGCUGGGCCAUCAUCGGUGAUACAGCAGAGCGGCUUUAUGAAGCGGACCGCCUGAGCUUGCUGAGGUAA
Molecule: messenger RNA, 1089 nt
Organism: Aspergillus bombycis
Lineage: Eukaryota; Fungi; Ascomycota; Eurotiomycetes; Eurotiales; Aspergillaceae
Exons: 4
Coding region: 1-1089 (362 amino acids)
Source: RefSeq, a predicted model, not a curated record